CGACGUGAUUAUCAUGACAUGCGCAGAUACUGAACGAUUAUCACGUGGUCAUAGGUAACGACCUCUUUCUGAAAAUACCGGUGUCCUCGGUUUUAGGCUUCAGCAACGUUAGCCGAAUUUUCCAUCAAUCGACUGCUUCAGCAGCUUGACAAAAGCAAAGAUGACUGACAAAAUUGGUUUCUUAGAAAAUUUUGCCCUUAGUGGCGCUGCUGCUGCUAUUUCUAAAACAGCUGCUGCACCAAUUGAACGAGUGAAGCUUCUUGUACAGAAUCAAGAUGAAAUGAUUAAAGCUGGUCGAUUAGACAAACCAUACAGUGGUGUCAUUGACUGUACAAUGAGGACCUUCAGGAAUGAAGGAGUCCUUCCUUUCUGGAGAGGAAACAUGGCAAAUGUCAUUCGGUAUUUUCCAACCCAAGCCCUUAACUUUGCUUUCAAGGACCAGAUUAAGGCUAUGUUUAAAUCAUCAAAGAAUGAAAGUCAAGCAAUUAAAUUUGGCAAGAAUGUUAUGUCUGGUGGUGUUGCUGGAGCCAUGUCCUUGUGCUUUGUGUACUCACUAGAUUACUGCAGAACACGUUUAGCCAAUGAUGCCAAGGCAAGCAAGAAAGGUGGUGGAGAACGUCAAUUCAAUGGUAUGGUUGAUGUGUACAAGAAGACCAUCCAAUCUGAUGGAAUUGUCGGACUGUACAGAGGUUUUGUCAUCUCCUGUGUUGGUAUUGUUGUGUACAGAGGUUGCUACUUCGGUUUCUAUGACACUCUGAAGCCAAUUAUCAUUGGUGAAGGAGGAAGCUUUGCUGCAUCCUUCGCUCUUGGAUACAUUGUUACCAUCAGUUCUGGUUUGGUGUCUUACCCCAUUGAUACAAUCAGGAGAAGAAUGAUGAUGACAUCUGGUGAAGCUGUUAAAUACAAGGGGUCCAUUGAUUGCACAGUCCAAAUUGUCAAGAACGAGGGUUUCAUGUCUUUGAUGAAAGGAGCAGGUGCCAACAUUCUUAGGGGUGUAGCUGGUGCUGGUGUCUUGUCUGGAUUUGAUAAAUUCAAGGAAUUCUACGUAAAAUGGCGUGUAGGAAAGUCAUAAAAAAUAGAUAUCUAGAAUUCAAAUAAUUAAUAUAGAAAGAUCUUUUGUAACAUUUUGAUGUGUGAAGUUGAACAUUGCACUUAAAGCUGGAGUAAAGGACAUUUAUGAGCGGGGAUCAUUGUAUAAUGUGUCAGAUUUUUAUAAUUUGUCCUUUAUAUGCAGUUUGUUUGAUAAGAAUAUUAAAAUUUGUUUAACAAAUAAAAA
Molecule: messenger RNA, 1276 nt
Organism: Ruditapes philippinarum (Manila clam)
Lineage: Eukaryota; Metazoa; Mollusca; Bivalvia; Venerida; Veneridae
Exons: 2
Coding region: 161-1072 (303 amino acids)
Biological process (GO): mitochondrial ADP transmembrane transport; mitochondrial ATP transmembrane transport
Cellular component (GO): mitochondrial inner membrane
Molecular function (GO): ATP:ADP antiporter activity
Source: RefSeq, a predicted model, not a curated record